GUUCUUGGCAUAUAAAGCCUCUCAAAACGUAGCAUUAGUGUGUCAGGGAAUUUCCUCAUCUUUAUAGCGCGUACUUGGACUUAAAGGAACAACAUGCGCGCUCUUGGUACCAGGUUUUUCUAUACCAUACUCCUCGUAGUAUCCCUUGUCAAGGCUUCACCCUGGCCAGGCUACCUGAAAUACUCUACCCAUGGGCUCAAGAUGAUUGGGCGCGACUUGAAGGUCGACAGUUAUCACCCCAAGACGACUUACAAGACUUACGGAGAAGGGAAAGAGGUUGCUUCCUUUGUUAAUGGUGACCUGGAAAAGUCUACGAUCUCCUUCAUUUCCUCAGAACUUGGUGUCGACCCAUCUACUAUCGCCUAUAGCUCUGGCCAUACGGCAGACAACGACAUGAGCUACGCUUAUGCGAAGCAAUCACAUGACGGGGUUCCUUUGGCUAAUGCUGUUGCCAAUGUCGCUUUCAAGAAUGGCAAAGCAGUUGCUUUUGGGACCUCGUUCGUGGAUACCUCAACCAUUGCGUCUUCCCAGCCAUCCAUCACGCUCGACUCAAUUAUUGGUGAAGUCGAGGACGCCUUCGGCGCCACCUACAAUGGCAUAAACUCGCUCGAAUAUUUAGCCCAGGCCGAUGGAUCCGUCGCCCUCACUUAUGUAUUGCAAGUCCAGAACACCGACACCAAUGCCGGCUAUGAAGCAUUUGUUGACGCCCAUUCCGGAAAUAUCGUUGGGAGCACCGAUUUCCUCGCUGAAGCUACGUACACGGUUUUGCCCAUAACUAAGCAAUCGGUGUUGGAGGGCGAAGAAACUCUAGUCAAUCCCGAAGACUUUCAAUCUUCUCCCAUCGGUUGGGUGCAGAAUGGCGAGACUGCAGGAAACAACGUCGUGGCCUACAAGGGCACUCCGAGCAAUACGACUAAAGAGUCAUCCUCCGACACGUUUGAUUAUCCGUAUGAUGUCUCCAUCGGACCAACAGAUGGCGAUAACGUGGACGCAGCUCGUACCAACGCCUUCUACAUCAUCAACAAGGUCCACGACUUCACCUACAAGUAUGGCUGGACUGAAUCUGCGUAUAACUUUCAAUUAGACAAUUUUGGCAAAGGAGGAGCCGGAGGAGAUCGCGUGCAGAUGUCCGUACAAGACUCUUCAGGAUUCAAUAAUGCCAAUUUUCUGACUCUUCCAGAUGGUCAGAACGGUACUUGCCGUAUGUAUGUCUUCACCAUGACUACACCCCGUCGCGAUGGAGACUUGCAGAACGAUAUAAUCGUUCAUGAGUUUACGCAUGGUCUUACUAAUCGCAUGACUGGCGGUGGAACAGCUCGAUGCUUACAAACUUAUGAAUCUGCUGGGAUGGGCGAAGGAUGGUCUGAUGCGAUGGCAGAUUGGACCGAACAAAAGAGCGGGAACAUAACCGACUUUGUGUCAGGAACCUGGGUCUUGAACAAUACUGCCGGUGUACGCCAUUAUCCAUACUCCACAGAUCCCGCUGUCAACCCCCUCCGUUACUCGUCACUUUCUUCACUCUUCGAAGUUCAUGAUAUUGGAGAAGUGUGGGCGAACAUGCUUCACAACGUACACGCACUCCUUGUUGAAGCCAACGGAUGGUCUCCGACUGCUAUGUCUGAUCCUUCUGGAUCCGAAGGAAACAUCGUUUACCUCCACCUCUUCAUCGACGCUCUUGCCCUGCAGCCUUGCAAUCCAACCUUUGUCGACGCGCGUAACGCUUGGAUCCAAGCUGACGUGAACCGCUACAAUGGAGACCAUGCUUGUACCCUCUGGAUUGCAUUCGCAAGCCGUGGCUUAGGAAUUGAUGCUGACCACUACAUCGACGAUGAGACUAUUCCGUAUGAUUGUUGAACGAGGCGGUCAAGAAACUCGAAUGUACAAUUAAAUAGCCUGCUGGAACUCUUUGUAUGUAAUAUAUGUGCUCUUUAACCUGUCGUAUUGUGUACUUUCGUCGUUAUUUCUGAGAUAAAUGCAUCACUAAAAAUCUCCGUUGCCAAACCCGUACCCAC
Messenger RNA from Desarmillaria tabescens, 2012 nucleotides. RefSeq names its product Fungalysin metallopeptidase-domain-containing protein. Lineage: Eukaryota; Fungi; Basidiomycota; Agaricomycetes; Agaricales; Physalacriaceae. The record is from RefSeq and is a predicted model, not a curated record. Gene Ontology annotation, molecular function: zinc ion binding; metalloendopeptidase activity. The transcript has 11 exons. The coding region runs from base 94 to 1854 and encodes 586 amino acids.